Plasmodium cynomolgi strain B is the source of this 5370-nucleotide messenger RNA. RefSeq lists its product as hypothetical. Gene Ontology annotation, biological process: rRNA processing; negative regulation of transcription by RNA polymerase II. Gene Ontology annotation, molecular function: DNA binding. The transcript is spliced from 2 exons. Gene Ontology annotation, cellular component: nucleolus. NCBI's taxonomy places the organism in Eukaryota, Apicomplexa, Aconoidasida, Haemosporida, Plasmodiidae. The record is from RefSeq and is a predicted model, not a curated record. Bases 1 to 5370 code for a protein of 1789 amino acids.
AUGGCGUACUCGAAAGUACCCUAUUCGAAAACGCCUCCCAUGAUGAACGUGCCCCAUGCCACUGGGACUUACUCCAACAUGGCUAAUACCAGAGGAGGAAUCUUCACAAAUGUGACCCUCCCGAGUGCUGCCUAUCCGAACAUCCCUCAACCGAAUGCUCCCUACAUGAACGGGGCCUACUCAAAUGUAACCCAUCCCAGUACCGCCUACACAAGUAUACCCAAUCAGAGCAGCGCCUAUGCGAGCAUGCCAACAGCCAGUGGCGCUUACACAAAUAUGACCAAUCAGAACGGUGCAUAUAUUAAUGUUAGCGGCCACCCCGUUAUUAGCGGCCACUCCAUUGUUAGCGGCCACCCCGUUGUUAGCGGUCACCCCGUUGUUAGCGGUCACCCCGUUGUUGGCGGCCACCCCGUUGUUGGCGGCCACUCCAUUGUUGGCGUCCACCCCAUUGUUAGCAGCCACCCCAGUGUUGGCGGUCAUCCCAAUGUUAGCAGCCACCCCAGUGUUAGCAGCCAUCCCAAUGAGACCUACGCCAAUGGGGCAUACGCCAGACCGCCGUGUCCCAACGGUGCCGGCGGCUUCUACGCGAACAACUUUGAAGGCGCUCAGGGCGAAAACUACGCAGGCAAUUACCCUCCCAGCUGUGCGCCCAGUUAUGUGGCUAACUAUGCGGCCAGCUACUCCCCUAACCAAGGAACUAAUUGUGCUCCUAAUUUUGGCCCCAAUUAUGAAGGGAUCUACCCCAUGGGAGGUAGCAACGCCUACGGGAAAGGGCGCUCGAAUGACCACCCCAGUGAUCAUCCCAGUGGCCACCCCAGUAGCCACCCCAGUAGCCACCCCAGUAGCCACCCCAGUAGUCAUCCCAGUAGUCAUCCCAAUAGCCACCCCACUGAUCACUCGAAUGAGCACUCUCAUGAGUAUGGAAGCGAAUGUGCAAACGAUUACGUGAACGACUAUAUGCACGACUACAUGAAUGAGUACCUAAACGACUACGGCAUGGAGGAGCCUACCAACACGAACCAUCUAGACGACACCAAAGAAGCAAAGAAGAAAACAAUCAGAGGAAUAACCUCCUUUACUCUCUUUGCUAGAGAAAAAAGAAAGGAAUUACUUAACCAGAAAGUAUUCCUAGGUAGUUCCCUCACCGAGCAAACAACAGCAGUAGCCAAAAUAUGGAACAGCCUAAGCGAUGAGAAAAAAAAGGAAUGGGCUGCCAAAGCAUCUAAAAUAAAUGAGGAAAAUUAUUUAUCCCAGAAGAAAAAGAAAAAAAGAAAAUUUACUGCCUUCAGUAUUUUUGCUCGAGAAAAAAGAAAGGAACAUAAGGAGAAAAAUAUAGACAUGGGAUUAACCCUAGCACAGCAAAAUUCGUAUGUAUCCAAAUUGUGGAAGCAACUCUCCGUUGAGGAAAAAAAUAAAUACAAAAUUCUCUCAAAUAACGUCAAUGCGGAAGUAGCCAAAACGAGUAAGAGUGACAUGAAUUACGUGAGUGGAGAAAAGCUAAGUGGGUUUAAAGGACGAAUCAAGGCUCUAGACAACAUGAUGAACCAGCAGUUUUCAGGAAAUGCUUCCUUGCCGUACAACAGUGGAAUCAACGACGUGGGUUAUGUGAACAGCAUGGGCUACAUGAAUGGAGUCGGCACGGGAACUGCACCCAUGGGGGUCAUCCCCCCAGGAGGAGUUCUCCCCCCGAGCCGAAUUAACGCAGUGCCCCCCCAAAAUACACUGAGCAGCACGCCAAACCAAGCGAACCCCCCGAGUAGCAUCAACAUCCCCAGCGACGCGAUCUUACCUAAUGAAUCGAGCGACAUAAGCAACCUGGGAUACAUGGACUACGUUAACUACAUGAAUACUGUUCUAAGCCACGACAACCCAAGUUACAUGAGCAAAAUAAUCAGUGCAGGGAAUGAAAAUUACAUGACCAUGAUGAAUAACCUGACUAACGAAAUGGCGAGUGGAAUGACACAAGAUUUGACGGGCAGCUUGCCCAGCGAACCACAAACAACUGACACGAAGAAGGAAAAAAAAAAUACAAAAUUGAAAAAGAGGAAGAACAAAAAAGAUCAUAUGGACAACACAGAACAGGAUCAAUUAAUGAACAAAAAUGGUUCCUACAAAAUGGGGAAAGAAGAUCCUCCCCCUUAUGAAACAAAUAACAAUAUGAUUGGCGUUUUUCCCGCGGAGCCCGAUACAAGGGUAAACCUCUACGAUGGGUGCAUGUCCACUGUGACCAACAUGGCUCAUGUGACAAAUAACGGCAGUUACUCGCAAAACAGCGUCCAUAAAAACAACGGCCCCGUGAAUGUGCCCACACCAAACGAUGGCAACGCCGGCGUCGACAUGGUGUAUGCGAACAGCUUGCUCAAUUACUACGCUAGCCAGGAGAACCCCAACGUGGGCGACGAUUCUAUGAACAAUGUGGGCAAUGUGGGAAGCAUGCCCAACGUGCUUGACGUGGCAAGUGUGUCCAAUAUUGGCAAUCUGACCAGCCUGACCAACCUGACCAACCUGCCCCCGGAUGGCACGCAUCGACCGAACGGCAAGGCGCACCCGCCCAGAAACAUAAACGAGAGUGGCAGUCCCGCCACCGCGGCGAUGACAACCGCCUCUAUCGGUGUCGACAAAAAACAACCCAUGAUAAACGAACAACCAAACAGCAAUCUGGGCGUGAUGACCGAUGCAAGUAUGUUCAACAAUCCGAGUAAGAGCACAGCAAAUAUUAUUAGUAAUGUACCAUAUGACGGCAUGCCCAUGGGAAACCCCCUCCUCCCAUGUAACAACACUGCACUUAACAGGAUCCCAUUCAACAACGUUCCGUUCAACGCAGUCCCCAUGUAUAAUAUCCCCCCAAACGGGACUGCCCAAGGUGGCAGUGGUACUGGCCUACCAAACGAAAACUUCAACCCUGCGGAAGCACAUUUGAAUAACGCGUUACUUAACCCCGCGGAUGGAAUGGACAUGAGGAGAGGAACGAACGCAAUGAACAAAGAACCGUUCAGUAAUCCCUAUGUGAGCAACGUGGCAAGUGUACAUAUGCCCAAUGCCGAUGAGAACCACCUAACCCUAAACUCUGACAACCUAAAAGCGGCACGAAAAACGAAAAGUAAAGACAAAAUAGAAGAAUUGAUGAAGAAAAAAAUGAAGAAAGAUGAGAAACAAAAAUUAAAAGAGAAAAAAUUAAAAGAAAAAAAAUUAAUGCUGAAAAUGUACGACAAGAAAAAAAAGCAAUUACUGAAGACAGAGAAACAAAUGGAAAAAAAUAAAAAAAGUAAAAAUAAAAAUGGGGUGAAUACGAUUGAGGAUGCUAGUGGCGCCAUGUAUUACCACCCCAAUCCUGUGCACCCCAAUUUAAUAAGUACAAAUAUUAAUGGAAUGCCUUUCGAUGCUCCCAACGCGCUCAUGAACAAACCAAUGGUUGGUAACUUCAACCCCUACGUAAGCAUGGACAACGUGGACGCGAAAGAUAUGCACAUGAAAACUGUGGCCAUGGCGAGCAGCGGAAUGGGGAGCAGCGGAAUGGGGAGCGGCGGAAUGGCGGCCAUGAUGAGGGGAGGAAACCUUGCCGAUCGCGGCGUGGACAAUCGGGCCAUUCCCCUCAAUUUUCAACAUGUUAACAACAUGAACAGCGCACUGACUAACAUGAGGAACAACCAACCCACGCCCUACCCCUUCGUGAAUAAUUACCCGAGUGAUAUCCCCGACAUGAGAAGUUACAUGCCCAACAACGAAAUGAAGAGUUAUGAUGAUGCACCCAGGGGUCUACAGGACCAGCAAGUAGCAGCAAUGCCGACACCCCCCAAUGAGAUGACUACCUACCCAAGUGUUAACCUAAAUGAGAAAUCGAAGAAGAAGAAAAAAGUAAAUCGAAUGGAUGCCGCCAACUUGGUUGUUGACUCUGGGGAUGGAAACUUAACCUUUACCGAUGCGAAAAAUAUGCCCCUUAUGAAUGAGAAAAUGGGCUUCAACAAUGGGUUCAACAAUGGGUUCAACAGUGGGUUCAAUAAUGGGUUCAACAGUGGGUUCAACAAUGAGUUCAACAGUGAGUUCAAAAAUGGGUUCAACAAUGAAUUCAACAAUGAGUUCAACAAUGUAGAAUAUAGGGACAAUUACUACAAGGACAUGAGGGUUACCGAUUUUGGAGCGUAUCAACAGACGGACAGUAACAAAGGGGGCCAAGUGGAUAAGCUGCCUGCGUACCAUAUGGCUAGUUUUGAAGUCAAAAUGGGCAAAGAAAAGGAGGAGGGACAUCAGAAAAAUUUAAAUCAGAUGAACCAAAGACCGAAUGCUUUUUACGACCCAGAGCAGAUGUAUGGCAGUAGCCUCGCUAGCAGCGGUGCAAAUGGAAACCAUCACGAUGGUGUCGUGAAUGUGGGUGGUUUGCUAAAUGUGGGCAGCCUCCCCGUUGGGACGAGCAUCCCCGCUGGAGCAAUCAUCAUGGGGGAUGGCUUCUACGAUAUGAACAGGUCCAACAGCCAGAACCUGAAGAAUCAGCACUCCUACGGGUAUAGUAGCAACCACGGUGCACAUAACGUUGUUGGCAAGCAUGGCACAGGUGUGGUGGGUUCACCGAAGGAGGAAUACUACGAACAGGUGACGAGGAUAUCGGGAGAGGAGCGCGAGGGUGAAGAAGGAACGUACAAAACGUAUAGCAGUGUCGCGAAGGGUAUGGGCCAAUCUGCUGAUGAUGUGAGCAAGGUGCCAGAUUACAUGAACAAGUCGGGAGACUACCUAAACAGUCAGGGAGACUACCUAAACAAUCAGGCCAACGAGGAAAAAGCGUUCUAUGGUUCCAAGGGAAUGAACCUGAUGAUGGGCAAAGUGCCAACGGGCCUUGACGAUGCGAACGCCUCCUUCGACAAGCAGUUUUUCGUAAAUGAAAACAAACCAAUGGAACAUAAGACGAAAAAUUACUACAGCCAGAAUGAGAACAGUAAGAAUAAGUCCAACUCAACCUUGUAUGGAGAAGAAUCACUAAGCGGUAGCUACAACCACUUUAACAGCAGUACCCCGGUCACGACGGCCCAGCAACAGGCUACUUUUAACAAAACGCUGAACGAAGAAUUAAAUUUGGACCUUAACUAUGGUAAUGUCAGUUAUGUGCACACGGAUGGUUGUAAUGAGGACAGCCAGAAUAACAGCACAGGGUACUUCUACCCUCACGGUAGCGGCAUCAGUGGAGGCCAAAAAGAAAGCGAAAAAAUGAAUAACCCAGGAGCGUAUGUCAACCACGAAUUGGAGGGAGUGGCGAACGCAAACAAUAUGAUGUAUUACCCGGAGCAAAUGAUACCAGAAAAUAAAAUGAACAAAAACCUUGUAUAUUUUGACACGGUACGUGGGGAUAUUAACACCCCGAUGUCGUGGGAGACUAAGUAG